GGGGCGCGCGCUCGGCCGUUGGCUGCUCGGGGCCGCGCGCCGCCAGUGAGCGGGAACGGCCGCCGCUCGCGCCGCCAUGACAUCGGCUCUCGAGAACUACAUCAACCGUACAGUUGCAGUGGUCACAGCAGAUGGAAGAAUGAUUGUGGGUACGUUAAAGGGGUUUGAUCAGACCAUCAACCUAAUCCUAGAUGAAAGUCACGAGCGCGUUUUCAGUUCACAACAAGGUGUGGAACAAGUAGUACUUGGCUUGUACAUAGUGCGAGGAGAUAAUGUGGCUGUAAUUGGUGAAAUAGAUGAAGAAACAGAUUCUGCUUUGGAUCUGGGGAAUAUCAGAGCUGAACCUUUAAAUUCUGUGGUCCAUUGAAAGAUGUGAGAACUUUGUGAAUGCAUAGAUAGCUUUGAGGAGAACUGGAACUGAUGCUUUCACAAAUGUGCACCAUCCUCGAGGAUAUUUGUAGUUCUGAAGGAAGAAAAGCUAUUUCGUACCUGAACAUUUUUAUGUCUUUGUAGUUUGAAUAUUUACAUACAUAUUUCUUAUGUAUUGAGUUUUUGCUGACCAAUUGAAAAUAAACGUAAUGAAAUUUUAACUUAAACUCA
This is a messenger RNA of Leucoraja erinaceus (little skate), 600 nucleotides long. It is a transcript of the gene lsm8, whose product is annotated as LSM8 homolog, U6 small nuclear RNA associated. The transcript has 4 exons. The coding region runs from base 77 to 367 and encodes 96 amino acids. NCBI's taxonomy places the organism in Eukaryota, Metazoa, Chordata, Chondrichthyes, Rajiformes, Rajidae. Gene Ontology annotation, molecular function: RNA binding. Gene Ontology annotation, cellular component: U6 snRNP; precatalytic spliceosome; U4/U6 x U5 tri-snRNP complex. Gene Ontology annotation, biological process: mRNA splicing, via spliceosome. The record is from RefSeq and is a predicted model, not a curated record.